Messenger RNA from Dracunculus medinensis (Guinea worm), 1398 nucleotides. The record is from the annotation of a GenBank genome assembly. NCBI's taxonomy places the organism in Eukaryota, Metazoa, Nematoda, Chromadorea, Rhabditida, Dracunculidae.
AUGCGAUCAUUCGAUCAACAUGAAAAUAUUGAAUCUAUUUGUCAACGAUCAUUACGCGGUGAUGCUUUAAUGACUACGCUUUUUCGCGACCAUCCAAUUCCACAACACUGUCCAUUUGAAUCUCCAUUCAAUUUCACCUAUUCCUUUAUUGAUGGUUCUUGUACGUCUCGAACAUCUUCGGUAACAUCUUGCGCUGAUUCACAUAGAUUUCGUUUUCUAUAUCAGGCAUGUCCAGAAAUGAUAUAUUCUCAAACGCAUGCGGUUGAAUUGGAAUGCAUUGGAACGUGGAGGAUUUUCGGCACGGAAUAUUUCGCAGCUAGAAUAACAAAUUCAUUAACCCAGAGUCCACCGUCAAAUUUACGUUGCCUGAUCCAUGAGAAACAAAAUUCGAAUGGAAGAAUAGGAAUAUCAGCGGAUGCAAGCUGUGAUUCGAAAAUAAUAUCUUUAUGCCAUUUUCCGCCAUUUUUAUUGCGUAAUCAUUAUUCUGUCAUUCAUCAUACGUGGAAAUCAAUCGUCACUGAUUUCGUCCAUCAUUUUACAAAAGAAGAAUGGAUUGAAAAAUAUGCGGGAAGAAAUAAAUCUGUAUCGAAAUGCAUCGAGAAAGAACAUUUCGGCAAUACUUAUAAACUAAUCAUUUAUGCAACUCAUGGCUGUAAUUCGGGAUAUCAGUGUGUUGAAAUUGUUAGAAAAAAGAAAAAUGUAGUGCAGAUUAUUCGCGGAAAACUAACAAACAACGAAUUCACUACCUGCAGCGAUAUGACUGAUAAUGCAAAUAUAGAAACUUUAUUAUUGGAAGAUGCAGAGGUUGAAAUUUUUGACUACAAUUUAAUUGAAGCAAAAAUGCGAUGUGCUUUCCAGGCAGAGAGAUGUCCAAUUCGUGGACGGUAUUCAGCAUUGAAUUGUCCUUCGUCUAUUAUCCACUUUGGAUGCCUCCUUAAUCGUAGCGUGAAAUAUGAAUUAUAUUGCAAUUCGAACUAUACACAAGAUUUCAUAUGUCGCAGUCAUUGGACCGAAAACAAUACGCUUUAUAUCAUUGUUGAAGAAAUUGAUUCACUUGAAACAGCUUGUCAUAUUUAUUCGUAUUUGUCUGACGAUAUAAUGAAUGUUCGCUCCUAUCGCCAUACUGUUUGCCAUUCUCAAACGAUUCAACAAUAUACACCUGAAUUUGAGUUAAAUUUAUCCAAAUAUGAGGAUUGUCAGCCAACAAUAUCUGCUUGGGAAACCAGUAAUGGCAUUCAAAUAAAACCCUAUUAUUUUCAUAUAUGGUUUUAUGUUGUUCUUUUAAUUGUUACAUAUUUUAAAUAUCUUCGUUGUAGCGUUGUACUUCUACUUUCAUUAUGGGCCAAUAUUGUGGCUCAUUUUCAUGUGAUCGGCGAUUAUAUAAGUAAUGAUAAGUAA